Molecule: messenger RNA, 1337 nt
Organism: Histoplasma capsulatum G186AR
Lineage: Eukaryota; Fungi; Ascomycota; Eurotiomycetes; Onygenales; Ajellomycetaceae
Product: glucose-6-phosphate 1-epimerase
Exons: 3
Coding region: 1-951 (316 amino acids)
Biological process (GO): carbohydrate metabolic process
Molecular function (GO): carbohydrate binding; isomerase activity
Source: RefSeq, a predicted model, not a curated record
AUGGAACGCGCAAAUAAACCCACCGCCAUUCCUGUCUCCUCGCCUCUUCCGCAGCCCUCAAUCUCCGUAGAAGAGGACAAGGUCCAGGCGUCGCUAGCCUCGGGCGACUCCGUCAUCGUCAAUCUUUUGGGAGCCACAGUCGUGUCAUGGAAACUUGCCAAUGGCGACGAGCAGCUAUUUCUGAGCAAAAAAGCCGUUUUGGAUGGCUCUAAACCCAUCCGUGGGGGUAUCCCGUUGGUUUUUCCUGUUUUCGGCCCCCCGCCUAAGGACCAUGCGACUUCCGCGCUUCCCCAGCACGGAUUUGCUCGUAACUCAUAUUGGGAAUUCCUGGGGAAAUCAACUUCGGAAUCGGAGGGACAGAAUGGCGAUAGCAGUGUUAAGCUUGACUUUGGCUUGUCAGCAGGCAUGUUGAGUGACAAAUUCAAAAGCGAUUGGCCGAAUGAUUUUGGACUGGUGUACAGUGUCACGUUGAGCAAGGGCAGUCUGGGAACGUCCCUGCAGGUCCAGAAUAAGGGAUCACAACCAUUUGAGUUUCAGGUUCUGCUCCAUUCGUACUUCAAGGUUGAGGACAUCACAAAAAUCCGCAUUCUAAACCUCCAAUCCAAAACAUACGUCGACAAAAUUCUCAACGCAUCAACCCACGUCGAAUCUUCCCCGGCCCUUGCAAUCACCCAAGAAAUAGAUCGGGUCUAUCAAUCUCUUAACCCAACAGUUCCAAUCGUCGUCGCAGACGACGACAACAACCCCGUUUUCUCCAUCUACCGCGAAUCUCUUAAUGACAUCGUGGUCUGGAAUCCUUGGAUCGAGAAGGCGAAAGGAAUGGCCGAUUUCGCCCCUGAUGACGGCUAUAAGAAUAUGAUAUGUGUUGAGGCGGGUUCUGUGAUGGGGUGGCAGACGUUAGAAGCGGGAGAGUCUUGGGAGUGCGGACAGACGGUGAAGAGUAAGCGUUGAGGGUUCAUUCCUAUCGUGAGAUGCAUUCCUGCUUGUGACGAUGAAGUGUGCUGGGGUGGGAAACUAUCUCAGUGUCUAGGAUGGGAAUGGUGGGAUUGUUUCGGUGAGUUGGGGGUAUCCAAAGUAUUAGUGUUGUUCCAAGGACGCAUCUUCGUUAUAUGUUGGUUCAUACGUUGAAUAUUCUCUCCGCCGUUAGUCUCCCGAACACAGCACGCCUUCCAGGAUUGUUAGUGUUGGAAAUGGAAAUAUUACUGAUGACAAUGGAUAACGCUGAACAAACUUACUGGGUUCGUAAAAUAUUUUAUUCAGCUUUUCUUUAAACGGAUAUUCAUAGAUAUGAUUGGUUGUUAGGUGGACGUAUAUUGAACCUAGAUAUCUCUAGAGGG